Messenger RNA from Drosophila serrata, 2764 nucleotides. It is a transcript of the gene mh, whose product is annotated as DNA-dependent metalloprotease SPRTN. Gene Ontology annotation, biological process: DNA repair. Gene Ontology annotation, molecular function: metalloendopeptidase activity; single-stranded DNA binding; polyubiquitin modification-dependent protein binding. The record is from RefSeq and is a predicted model, not a curated record. Gene Ontology annotation, cellular component: nucleus. Lineage: Eukaryota; Metazoa; Arthropoda; Insecta; Diptera; Drosophilidae.
AAUCGUAUUUAUCAUUUUACCCAGUCGUGCGUAUUGUGCAUUAUUACUUACUAGCCUGACUUUUAUAUUUUAUUUUUGUUUAAUACUCCUCCAAAUUUUGUUGUUUUUCACAUUGAUAAUUUUGCAUUGAUAUCGAUAUCUUCAUCGCAAAUUGCUUAACGCGACACUUUGGUGUUUUUACGGGAACGGUGUACGGUAGAGCGGCGCGCUUAUUCCGUCGCAUCCUCCAAGUUUGAAGAACCUAAAACUGGUGAAGCUCCAGAUCUUGCCGGAAGCUGAAGCACUAGUAACAUGGAGGAAAAUAUUGAGGACGCCGACUACCAGUUGGCGGUGAGUUUGCACAAGCAUCUAAACGGCGACACCGGGGCAAACCACUCGCAGGCAGAUGAAAACAAUGACUUGCAGUUCGCUAAGCGGCUGCAGGCUGAAAUAAAUGACAGCGACAUGGACAACAGCCUUCAGUUCCUUUACCCAGACGGGGGACAACGUGCGAAUGUGCAGAAUCCAAAACCUCUGCAGGAGAAACGCAAUCAAAAUGCUUCAAACAAAUCGGCGGCUCUGACACCUGCCAAUGAUUAUCUUAACCAGACCCAGCACCUGGUCCAUCCCGAGUGGGAGUUGGUGGACCCCAACCCCGACAUCUAUUCAAUGUUUCAACGCUUCAACGCCAAGUUCUUUCAAGAUCGCCUGGGCAGCGUCGUCCUUGAGUGGAGCAAGCGCAUGUAUUCUUGCGCUGGCAUAUGCUACCAGCGGUCCAAUCGAUACAUCCAAGAAGUGACCAUCCGUCUAAGUGAGCCGCUACUUAAGCUGCGUCCACGAAAAGAUCUCGUCGAGACCCUACUGCAUGAAAUGAUUCACGCCUACUUCUUCAUUCUGAACGUGCGCGAGGGCAAUGGAGGACAUGGCCCCAACUUUAAACAAAAAAUGCAGAUGAUCAACAAAGUGGCGGGCACAAACAUCACGGUGUACCACAGCUUCCACGACGAGGUGGACGCCUAUCGCACGCACAUCUGGCGCUGCAAUGGGAUCUGCCAGAACCACACUCCCUUCAAGGGCUGGGUAAAACGCACCUCUAAUCGGGCUCCCGGCCCCAAUGACCAAUGGUGGGCGAAGCAUCAGCGCGAUUGCGGCGGCACAUUUAUGAAAGUAAGUGGACCAUCAAAGCCACCGAAGGCACCCAAGCCACCGAAAGACAUUAAAAAUGCCAUUAAGGCGCCGAAAAAGGCUCUGCCUGCGGUGUCUGAUCCCAAGAGCGAUAUACGCGAUUGGUUUAAUAAGCCGCCGGCCAAGAAGCUAGCCACCGAUGACGCUAUAUUGGGCGCCGUUGUACCGACGAAAUCCCAACAGGACCGCCCCAUCUUAACAUCCCAAAACCCCUGGCCAAAUGCAAAGCCAAAGAACUCUGGAUCUAAUAUAAGAAGCUUCGGGGAUUUGAAUCGCGACAGCGACGAAGAUGAACCACCGGCGCCAUCCAUUCGCGAGAAAUUUCCAUCGUUUAAAGAGGCCGAACAGGGCUACACUAUGCCCAAAGCUGACAAUGAAAACAACACAAACGAUGCCCUUAACAUUCGUGAAAUCCGUGAACGGCGCUUCGGCCAGAAGCAAAAGUGCCCACCCAGCGAGAUAAGCGUGUCCAGCAAAACCGAAGCAGAACAGUGGGAGCGCUAUGACGAAGAUGUACUAGUCAGAGAUGCUCCCAAAGUUGUGAUAGACCUUGUGGACGAUAACAGCAGUGUCGAUGAUGAGCCUCCUGCUGCUGAUCUCAUGAAUAAUAACGAACAGAACUUAAUCGAUAAUCCGGAAGAACCUCAGCCCAACAGCACCAAGCGUAAGGAAGACGAAACCUUUGAAAUUAUCCCAAAAAAGCGACGCCGUGAAGCUAGUGACUCCGAAAUACAACAUUGGGAGUCCACCGACGAAAUAAAUACAGAUGCCUACACAGCGACGGUAAUCGUUGACAGCGAUACCGACGAUGAUGAAGAGUCCAUGGGGCCGCCGGAUAGACGCUUUCCUAUGAGCAGCCAGGAGCGCUCGCAGAAUGUAAAACGCGAAGUUCUGGAGGAUGAAUCGAUUGGCUUCUACAAAGACAACAUUUUGUUCAUCGAUGACGAGUACAACGAUGAUGAGCGAGAUGAGAGCAAUGAUCCUGAGAUUAGCCAAAUCGGUUUGGGCAACCAUGAAUCGCUGUUGUGGGAGUUCCGUCAACAGAACGACGUUGUACCCAGCUGGGGCUACCACGCAAAUGAAGGCAACGACAUCGUGUCCUGUCCGAUAUGUUUCGAUCAGUUAAAGCGCAGCGAUCUCGACAAUCACUUGGACGGCUGUAGUAUUACUCAGCGCGUGGCUCCGCCUUCCUUCAAACGUGCUGGAGGAACCAAGGUGAAAACAUCGCCCCCGGGCGGCAGCAAACGAAAGUCGUCGUCGACCAAGGAAAUGCUGCGUAAAUUCGGCUACACCGAGUCCGACGUCUCCGGCCUCGACCUAAGCUCUUCUAGCGACACCUCGAUGCUGGCCAGCGAGGAUGAGCUAACUCCCCGUCAACGCCGCCAGCGUAACCUCUUCAAGCCAACUGUUGGCUGCCCGAAGUGCGGUCAGGAGCUGAUGGGCCACCAGUUGGAUGCUCACCGCAACAUAUGUCCGGGCAAGAAGCGCAAGUGAUUCCAUACACACAAACACUCCAUUACCUAUGAAGAAUUGUUUUUUAGUUUAUCAUUAUUGUUUAGUUCUUCCUUCUUCAAUAAAUAAAUAAUAUUACAAAAUGCGA